Messenger RNA from Globicephala melas (long-finned pilot whale), 6037 nucleotides. It is a transcript of the gene ZNF532, whose product is annotated as zinc finger protein 532. The record is from RefSeq and is a predicted model, not a curated record. NCBI's taxonomy places the organism in Eukaryota, Metazoa, Chordata, Mammalia, Artiodactyla, Delphinidae.
GCUCUGGGGUGCUCGUGAGGGGAGCCCUUCCAGGGCUGUGUGCUUGUGCGCCGGUGGAGGGGACCCACGAUGACCUUCUCGUCCUCACCAAGACCUAAGAGGGAGCAGCCACCCCCAGCGAGAUCCUCCCUGUGCUGAUGAUUUUCAGGGACUUGUUGGCAACUCAGCGAGGGUUGCCAUAGCUUUUUUAUGUAGGGUGACCAGAACCGGUUGAAACUGGUUUGAGGCAGAUCAGCUCCUGAGCACAAUGCAGUCACUGAGCUACUACAGUGGGAUAGCAGCUUCCUCCCUUCAUGGCAGCCAAAAGCAGAGGAGCUUGCAGGAAGGGACCAUCCCAACACAGUAUGUGAAUGCACACUUAGACACCACACAGCACUGGGUAUGUUCUGUUUUGUGCUUUUCCUUUUAGAAGCUACUAAAGGGUUUUGGGGAUGCUUCUGACUAUUAUGAAGGCCAAAAGGCCUGUUGACUGGGGCUGCUUUUAACCCUUUCAUAUUUGCAGAGAAUGCAACCGUGUGACAGUAACUGAACAUUGGUCCAAAGUCUUUCCAAAAGGUCAAGGUUCACAAGAACAUCUGAUCAAAUUCAUGACCAUGGGGGAUAUGAAGACCCCAGACUUUGAUGACCUCCUGGCAGCAUUUGACAUCCCAGAUAUGGUCGAUCCCAAAGCAGCUAUUGAGUCUGGACACGACGACCAGGAAGGCCACAUCAAGCAGAACGCCCACGUGGACGACGACUCCCACACGCCGUCCUCCUCCGACGUCGGCGUCAGUGUUAUUGUGAAGAAUGUGCGGAACAUCGACUCCUCCGAGGGCGCAGAGAAGGACGGCCACAAUCCCACCGGCAACGGCCUGCACAACGGGUUUCUCUCGGCGUCCUCUCUGGACACUUACAGUAAAGAUGGAUCGAAGUCCUUGAAAGGAGACGUGCCUACCUCAGAGGUGACUUUAAAAGACUCCGCUUUCAGCCAGUUCAGCCCCAUCUCCAGUGCUGAAGAGUUUGACGACGAUGAGAAGAUAGAGGUGGACGACCCCCCGGACAAAGAGGACAUGCGCUCCGGUUUCAGAUCGAAUGUGUUGACAGGGUCGGUUCCCCAGCAGGACUAUGACAAACUGAAGGCACUCGGGGGAGAAGGCUUAAGCAAAACUGGCAUCUCUACGCCAGGCAACCUAGAGAAAAACAAAGUUGUCAAGAGAGAAACGGAAACAAAUUCUAUAAACCUGAGUGUUUAUGAACCUUUCAAAGUCAGAAAAAUGGAGGAUAAACUGAAGGAAAACUCUGAAAAGGUGCUUGAAAACAGGGUCCCCGAGGGCAAGCUGAGCUCGGAGAAGAAUGACGCCUCCCUCGGCGGUGUGGUGCCCUCGAGGACCAAGCCAUCCUCCAAGCUCUCUUCCUGCAUCGCUGCAAUUGCGGCUCUUAGUGCUAAAAAGGCCGCUUCGGACUCCUCUAAAGAACCAGUGACCAACUCCCGGGAGGCCUCUCCGUUACCAAAAGAAGUAAACGAUAGCCCUAGAGCCAUUGAAAAGUCUCCGGAAUCCCAGAGUCUCAUCGAUGGGACGAAGAAAGCAUCCCUUAAGCAGCCGGAUAGUCCCAGGAGCAUUUCCAGUGAGAACAGUAGCAAGGGAUCGCCAUCCUCUCCUGCAGGGUCAACACCAGCAAUUCCCAAAGUCCGCAUAAAAACCAUCAAGACGUCUUCUGGGGAAAUCAAGAGAACAGUGACGAGGGUGUUGCCUGAAGUCGAUCUCGAUGCCGGAAAAAAGCCUUCUGAGCAGACGGGGUCCAUGGUGGCGUCCGUGACGUCGCUGCUGUCGUCUCCGACCUCGGCCGCCGUCCUUUCCUCCCCGCCCAGGGCGCCUCUGCAAUCGGCGGUCGUUACCAACGCGGUGGCCCCCGCCGAGCUGACCCCCAAACAGGUCACCAUCAAGCCUGUGGCGACUGCCUUCCUCCCGGUGUCGGCCGUGAAGACGGCCGGGUCUCAAGUCAUUAAUUUGAAGCUCGCCAACAACACGACGGUCAAAGCCACGGUCAUAUCUGCUGCUUCCGUGCAGAGCGCCAGCAGUGCCAUCAUUAAAGCUGCCAACGCCAUCCAGCAGCAGACCGUCGUGGUGCCGGCCUCCAGCUUGGCCAAUGCCAAACUCGUGCCAAAGACUGUGCACCUUGCCAACCUUAACCUUCUGCCUCAGGGCGCCCAGGCCACCUCCGAGCUCCGCCAGGUGCUCACCAAACCUCAGCAGCAAAUAAAGCAGGCAAUAAUCAGUGCCGCGGCCUCACAGCCACCCAAGAAGGUGUCGCGGGUCCAGGUGGUGUCCUCCCUGCAGAGUUCUGUGGUGGAAGCUUUCAACAAGGUGCUGAGCAGCGUCAACCCAGUCCCAGUUUACAUCCCCAACCUUAGUCCUCCUGCAAACGCGGGCAUCACGUUACCGACCCGCGGCUACAAGUGCUUGGAGUGUGGGGACUCUUUCGCCCUUGAGAAGAGCCUGACCCAACACUACGACAGGCGCAGCGUGCGCAUCGAAGUAACGUGCAACCACUGCACCAAGAACCUCGUUUUUUACAACAAGUGCAGUCUCCUGUCCCAUGCCCGCGGGCACAAGGAGAAGGGAGUGGUGAUGCAGUGUUCACACUUGAUCUUGAAGCCAGUCCCAGCAGAUCAGAUGAUUGUUUCUCCAUCAAGCAAUACUCCUGCUUCAUCUUCCGCCCUCCCGAGCUCCUCGGGAGCCGGCACACACACUGUAACAAAAAUUCAGUCUGGCAUAACCGGGACAGUCAUAUCAGCCCCUUCCAGCACACCCAUCAUUCCAGCUAUGCCUCUGGAUGAAGACCCAUCCAAGCUCUGUAGGCAUAGUCUGAAAUGUUUGGAGUGUAAUGAAGUUUUCCAGGAUGAGACGUCGCUGGCCACUCAUUUCCAGCAGGCUGCAGAUACAAGUGGACAAAAGACUUGCACUGUCUGCCAGAUGCUGCUUCCUAACCAGUGCAGUUACGCAUCUCAUCAGAGAAUCCACCAGCACAAAUCUCCCUACACCUGCCCCGAGUGCGGGGCCAUCUGCAGGUCGGUGCACUUCCAGACCCACGUCACCAAGAACUGUCUGCACUACACGCGGAGAGUUGGUUUUCGAUGUGUGCAUUGCAAUGUUGUGUACUCUGAUGUGGCCGCACUGAAGUCUCACAUUCAAGGUUCUCACUGUGAAGUCUUCUACAAGUGUCCUAUUUGUCCAAUGGCGUUUAAGUCUGCCCCAAGUACACAUUCUCAUGCCUACACGCAGCAUCCCGGCAUCAAGAUAGGAGAGCCAAAAAUAAUAUAUAAGUGUUCCAUGUGUGACACUGUAUUUACCCUGCAAACCCUGCUGUAUCGCCACUUUGACCAACACAUCGAAAACCAGAAGGUGUCUGUUUUCAAGUGUCCAGACUGUUCUCUCUUAUACGCACAGAAGCAACUCAUGAUGGACCAUAUCAAGUCUAUGCAUGGAACAUUGAAAAGUAUUGAAGGGCCUCCAAACUUGGGUAUAAACUUGCCUUUGAGCAUUAAGCCCACAACUCAAAAUUCAGCAAAUCAAAACAAAGAGGACACCAGAUCCGUGAACGGGAAAGAGAAAUUGGAAAAGAAAUCCCCAUCACCCGUGAAAAAAUCUUUGGAACCCAAGAAAGUGGCCAGUCCUGGGUGGACGUGUUGGGAGUGUGACCGGUUAUUCACGCAAAGAGAUGUUUACAUUUCCCACGUGAGGAAGGAGCAUGGGAAGCAAAUGAAGAAGCACCCCUGCCGCCAGUGUGACAAGUCUUUUAGCUCAUCCCACAGCCUGUGCCGUCACAACCGGAUCAAGCACAAAGGCAUCAGGAAAGUUUAUACCUGCUCGCACUGCCCAGACUCCAGGCGUACCUUCACGAAACGGUUAAUGCUGGAGAAACACAUCCAACUCAUGCACGGAAUUAAGGAUCCUGACUUGAAAGAAAUGACAGAAGCCACCAAUGAGGAGGAAGCAGAAAUAAAAGAAGAUACCAAGGUUCCCAGUCCCAAGCGGAAGUUGGAAGAACCCGUUUUAGAGUUCAGACCUCCCCGAGGAGCCAUCACGCAGCCCCUGAAGAAGCUGAAGAUCAAUGUGUUCAAGGUGCACAAGUGCGCCGUGUGCGGCUUCACCACGGAGAACCUGCUGCAGUUCCACGAGCACAUUCCACAGCACAAGUCAGACGGCUCGUCCCACCAGUGCCGCGAGUGCGGCCUCUGCUACACGUCGCACGUCUCCCUGUCCCGGCACCUCUUCAUUGUCCACAAACUGAAGGAGCCGCAGCCAGCGGCCAAGCAGAACGGGGCCGGCGAGGAGAGCCAGCAGGAGAACAAGCCUGGCCCAGAGGACGCGCCGGCCGACGGCCCCGUGUCGGACAGAACGUGCAAAGUGUGUGCAAAGACGUUCGAGACGGAAGCUGCCUUAAACGCCCACAUGCGGACCCACGGCAUGGCCUUCAUCAAAUCCAAAAGAGUGAGCUCAGCGGAGAAAUAGCCGCGCACCCUUCCCGCCGAGAGGCCCGGUCCACGUUGGAAGCAAAGAGACAGUUUUCUUACAAAAAGUUGGCAGUUAUCAUAGAGUUAACAGUACUGUCUAGGCUGUUGCAAUAUAUCCUCCUUCCACUCCCUUCUCCGCCUCCUCCUGUAUAUCCUCCUCGAUUAAGUAUUAAAACAGUAUUUGAGUUGAAAAGAGUUUGUAUAUAUUUAAAUGAAUAACUUUUUAUACUCUUUGUUACAUGUUUAUAUCAGUAUUUAGUGGAAAAUGUUUUGAAGUGUUUUUUUGUUUCGUUCUUGGUUUUUUUUUUUUUUUUUAAUUUGAGUUAGAAUUUUUCUUUUUGUACUGUUUCUUUAAAACAGUUCUUAGUAUCAGGGGCAGUUCCUGAAUUCAAAUAAACCAUUUUGUAUGUCACAGAUUUGAAUGGGUUAACUAAUUACAGGCUACGAUAAUGCCUUUUUUAGUGUUUUUAAUUUUUAGAAUUCACUACAUAAAUCGUAGGUGAUUGUAGGUCUCAAAAACACUAGGGACUUUUAAGUGUCUUAGCACUAUCCUCAACGUGCCUGCUCCGCCAGGGGGUGCCGGCCCCGUCAGGACCGCAGCCCGGCGUGUGGCGUCUUCUCCAGGCCAAACUGUGUCGAAAGCAGCCUUGCAGGUCGCUUCUUUCUCAGUGGGGGGAUGAAAACUUGGGCCAGAGAUCCAGUAAGGAACGUGGAUUGAUUCCAUCUCAGAACGGGGAAGAAGGAUAUCCUAAAGGGAAGACACGGGGGUGCGGGGUGGCUGGGGGCCGCGGUGGCUUUCUGGGCCGAUUUGCAAGGCUGACUUCUAAAGAGCACAAGGAGAUACAGCAGCGAAAGGGCUGGACUACUGUCAAAGUUACAAAUACGUAGUUAGACCAAUAGAUUUAUAUAGUCAAGCUUUUGUCAUGUAAUUUAUUAACUAUUGCAAAGACACAACUAAAAAUAUCAAGUAUUUCUCUGGCUCUUGACAGGAAAAAAAAAAAUCACAAUUGACUUAACCCUUUGCUGUCUAAAGAGUUGGCGUUUCCUGUUCAGGGUGCUACUGCCAUACGUCCUGGUACUUAGACUUGGGAUGCACAACUUCCACCUUAUUGAUGCAGCAGCCGGCAUGUCGCAAUUGGCCGUUCGAGUCAGCACUGAGCCACCUGGGUUUAUUAGUUCAGCCAUUUAAAUAAGUAUCUUUAACAUCGGUAGUUCCGCUUUCUUAGUGCAGCCGAGGUACUCUUCUGUCCCUUCCAAACGUUUCUAGUUCUCUGGGAGAGUUAUACUUUUUGGUUUUGUGUUUUGUGUUUUCUUUUGCAUUUUAUAUCUUGUAUUUAUCCCUAAACAUGUUUUGUACUUUUUUUUUUUAAGAGAAGAAAUUCUUUUGUGUAUAUAUAGAUAUACUUGCAUGAUAUACUGUAGUCAACGUUCGGUUCCUCAGAAGGUCUUGCUGCUGUCAGGUGUCAUGCACUAACCAUAUCCAUCCUAACUGUAUUAAACACAUUUCAUAUGUAAAUAAACGUGGGACAUUUGGCCCUUGUG